CCUUCACGGAAACCAUCUUUUAGAAUAAAUCCCGGCAGAGACUAGCCACGUGGCGAGCGGCUAUUGGUGGAGCGUGGCACGCCACGGUGCGUGGUCAGCCGGUUACGGCUUUUCGAUGUGACAAAAGAAGAAGACGACAUUGUAAUUAAAAAUAAAACAAAAAAAACAAAUUUUAUAUAACCUUGUAACACUUGAAACGAUCUCUGAAAUGAUCGUACUCCGAAUUAAGAUAGUUGUGAUCUGAGUUGCCAAGUUUCGGAAUUUGGAUAAACAAAGAUAGUAUGAGCGUUUUAUCGAUGGAGCAAGGGAGAGCUCUGGCAAAUGAAGAGGUUGUCCAAAGGCGAUCAGAUGAAGGAAAGUACUCUCUGCUCAGACCUGACACUGAUAAGGAAAAGGUUGGAUUAUAUGAUAAACCACUUUCAUGUUUUGGAUGUGGCGUUGGAUGGUUUUCCUUUCUUCUGGGUUUUACCUUCCCACCCCUUUGGUACUUCGCUACAAUUCUCUACUUUGGAAGUUACUACCUCAAAGACCCAAGGGAACGAGCUGGGCUAGCAGCCUCUGCCAUUGCUGCUUUGAUAUGUUCGGUGGCAGUUUUGAUUGUUGCACUUGUUGUGUUCUUGUAGCCGAUCCCAAAUAGUUGGGAUAAGACUCGGACGAUGAUGACUUGCUGUGUUAUUGGAGUGCUCACGCUACCAGAUUCUGCACCAUGUUGCUCCAUUAGGCAUGGCUUAGUCAUGCACACUUGUUGUUCUUAGGCAUGACUUAUUCACGCACUCUGACUUCAAUUAUCAUCAAACGUUUGCUUGUUUUUACAUGGGGCAUGAGGUUUCCAGUACUAGAAGCACAUUUGACUGGCUGGUGGCUUUCUAGUGCAGGUCUCUUCAAAACCAAUUAGAUGCCAGUUUGAUUCUCGACUGAGUUUGCUCCUUUCAGGUUUAACAGGUAGCUGAAUGCUUGCAUGUGGUGGAAUAAAUUGUUUCAGAGGAGGAGCCUAAGCCUUGUGAUUUAUGUUGUAUUUAGUGUAUGUACAAAAAUUUGGCAUUCUUUUAACAUUUGUACCAAGUUGGUGCACUUUGUGGGUGAGUGUUGGCAGUGCAAGGUGGUUGUGUUUCUGUGGAAAGGGCUUUCCACCUCUUUCCAUAUGUUUUUUUUUUUAAUCUUUUUUUUGCUUAUUUUAGCAAUUCUGCAUAUGUUAUAUGCUUCAUUUAGAAUGUCUAUUCAAUCAACUAUGCCGUCAAUCCUAUGUUC
Messenger RNA from Amborella trichopoda, 1248 nucleotides. RefSeq lists its product as uncharacterized. Lineage: Eukaryota; Viridiplantae; Streptophyta; Magnoliopsida; Amborellales; Amborellaceae. The record is from RefSeq and is a predicted model, not a curated record.